Molecule: messenger RNA, 1888 nt
Organism: Chelmon rostratus (copperband butterflyfish)
Lineage: Eukaryota; Metazoa; Chordata; Actinopteri; Chaetodontiformes; Chaetodontidae
Gene: ark2ca
Product: ring finger protein 165a
Exons: 8
Coding region: 49-1089 (346 amino acids)
Molecular function (GO): ubiquitin protein ligase activity; zinc ion binding
Source: RefSeq, a predicted model, not a curated record
UGGACCAUCUGUCUCGCUGGCUACCCACACAACAAAGAAGGACCCAGGAUGGUGUUAGUACAUGUUGGAUAUCUGGUUCUCCCCGUCUUCGGCUCAGUUAGAAAUAGAGGAGCACACUUCACCAGGCAUCAACACAGCCAUGCUACCUCCUGCCGACACUUUCACCUGGGCGCUCCGCAGGCGCCCAUCUCGGCAGAGUUCCCCCUAGGACACGCCAGCCAGCCGCCUCAGACCGGCCUGGCCCCCCACCUGCCCCCGGCACACCAUCCGCCCCUCACUGCCCUGCCUGCGCCCCCUCAGUUCCAGGACGUGCCGGGGCCUCCAUUCCUACCUCAGGCCUUACACCAGCAAUACCUCAUCCAGCAGCAGCUUCUUGAAGCGCAGCACCGCAGGAUUCUCCCGCACUCCAGAAGAACCCAGGAGCGUAUUCCCCUGAACCCUCACCGGCUGCGCUCAGGCUAUGAGUACUCCCCUCCCCUCCAUGUUCCACAGCCAAUGACGCAGCAGCAGCAGCGCUACCUGGCCGAAGGGACCGACUGGGAUCUCAGCGUUGAUGCUGGCCUCCCUCACCACCAGUACCAGCUCCAGCAGCUUCCACAGCACUAUCAGCAUUACCUGGCCUCCCCUCGAAUGCACCACUUCCCCAGGAACACAUCCUCUGCACAAGUGGUUGUGCAUGAAAUCAGAAACUACCCGUACCCCCAGCUGCACCUGUUGGCACUGCAAAGUCUGAAUCCUUCGAGGCACGCCACCGCUGUACGAGAGAGCUAUGAGGAGCUGUUGCAGCUGGAGGACCGGCUGGGGAGCGUCAGCAGAGGAGCUGUUCAGACAACCAUAGAGAGAUUCACCUUUCCACACAAAUACAAGAAGAGAAAGCCCCUGCAGCUGAAGAUCGGGGAGGAGGAGGAAACAGAUGUGGAUGAGAAAUGCACCAUCUGUUUGUCCAUGCUGGAGGACGGAGAGGACGUCAGGAGAUUGCCCUGCAUGCACCUCUUCCACCAGGGCUGCGUGGACCAAUGGCUGGCCACCAGCAGGAAGUGUCCAAUCUGUCGAGUUGACAUCGAAACACAGCUGAACCCUGACAGCUGAUGGGAUUUAAACCCCCCACCUUGUCAAUCACCCUCGUGUGGUUCCUGCUUUCUCCAACCCCCCGGCUUGCCGGCCCUACCCUCCUCCUGUUGGGUGCUUUGCCAAAUGUCUCCAGACUUCAUGUGACAUCACCACCCUUCUGACUCACGCUUUACUGAGCCAAGCCAGGAUAACUAACUGCAACUGCGAGAGGCCACAAGGGGCUCUCUUUAUAUAGAAGCACAUCCUUCUGGAGGCUAAAGACACGCGAACACACACAUACUCAUGUACACAGGGUUUACUUGUAGCUUGCUGGUUGUAAGUGGGGUGUUGUCGCUGUUGUGGUGUUGUACUGUAGGUAGCCUCGGGCUGUGUAGCAUGUCCUCAAAGCCAUGACUUAAUGUCCUGAGAGUGGAAAACACAUAACCCCACACUGAGCUGGCUACUUUCUCUCUUCUCUCUCUUUCUAUAUAUAUAUAAAUACACACAUAUAUAUAUUUCUCUCCUUUCAAACACACGUCAAUCAAAAUAAAUAUUCUGCCACACGAGAAAACUUAACAGACACUAAAUGCUCUGAUGCCAUGUUUACCUAAAGAUCAUUUGUGGUCGUAGUAGAGUAGCAGUAACCAACAAGUGAUAUCUGGUGCGCUCUCGCCUUCUUGAGGGAGGGGGGGCGAGCACCGGCUAGCUGAGUGUUUUAAUCCUAUCAUGCAGCUUUGACAUUUUUGCAAUACAGGUGUACAUUUACCUUGGGUUGGUGUCAUGUGAGAUGGUGUCACGUGAGUAGGUCUCGGUCGCCCAGUGAUCCGAGUCGUCAUGU